This is a messenger RNA of Ixodes scapularis (black-legged tick), 924 nucleotides long. RefSeq lists its product as uncharacterized. The record is from RefSeq and is a predicted model, not a curated record. Gene Ontology annotation, molecular function: DNA binding. Bases 1 to 924 code for a protein of 307 amino acids. Gene Ontology annotation, biological process: negative regulation of DNA-templated transcription. The transcript is spliced from 7 exons. NCBI's taxonomy places the organism in Eukaryota, Metazoa, Arthropoda, Arachnida, Ixodida, Ixodidae.
AUGAUUACCCACGCGUACGUACGAUACGUGGAUGAUAAUACCCACGCAAUUGUGCCCAUCUCGAGCAUCAAAGAUUUUCAUCCGAGUGGCCCUAGCGACUUCAGCGACGGAACGAAGUACUACGUAAGAUGGCAUGGUGAUGGUGGCGACAGUGAAUUCUACAGAGCCCGGACAUUUCUGUUGGGAGUCUCUGAAGAGGAUGUCACGGUAAAUCUAAAGAACGGGAGACUACGUGUCCGUAAAGUCAUCGAGAGCUCCGACUACUCUGAAGAGGAUUCACUGACCACCGAGAAGGAGAAUGUCAAGGCGCAGAAGAAACACAUGAAAGAGAGACAAGCCACAUCAACGAAGGCGGACUUGAUGCGGAUACUUGAGCUCAAGAAAAAACAAGUGACUGCAAAAAAGCCAGAUGCCAAGGGGGACCUCGAAGAGCUGCAAGUCAAGUAUGACAGGGCGCAAAGGCAUAUCACACGGUUGGAGAGGGAGCUCAGCCAAGUUAGGCAGCUCAACAUCAACCUGCAAGAGAUUGUGGACAUCGGAAAGGGUGUUCUUGUGGACCAGGCAUCGUUGAUUCUUGCACAAGAGAAAAGAGAUGCCUCGUUUGUGAAGGACCUGGCUAUGGCUGUCUACGAAUCUCGGCUGCUAAUGGAGAGUUCGGUCCUUGGACGACACUGCCCAAAGAAACCUGGCCAAGAGAGGAAGCCGCCCCUCUGCCCUACCAAACUCUCUGUCCUGAAAAAUGUCUACGUGGCUCACCCCGUGAGCAAUGGCAUGCCGGAGAGGUUCGCCAAGGCCGGAGCCAAGGAUGUGACCAGGUUCAUUAAGGAGAAAAUCACUGAGCUGAGCAGGCUUGACUCUAGGAGGAAAGCUGCACAGGAAAAGUUUGACCUGGAGGGAGCUGUGGAACCAGAGGGCAACGCCUGA